AUGACUGACUGUAUCACUUCUCAUGGACAGCACCUACAGCCUACGUUCCACUGCACCCUGUCUUCCACCACCAUUGACUACAUCCUUGCGUCUGCAGACCUUCAUCCUCGCACUACUAACCCACAAAUUAUGGCUCUCAGGGCUGGGAAACACUGGCGUAAAAAUGGGGAGACUUUGGCAGGAUACCUCAAACGCGCUAUUUCCAUUUGCCAAUCCCGCAAAGUCAUUGCUAGCCUCUGUCACCCUCUUACAAACGACAUUUUCACCACACCCAACACCAUGACUGAGGCUGCCGCAGUCUUCUAUGAAGGCUUGUACACCUCUGAUCCUAUAGACCACUCUGCUGUAGAUGAGCUGCUCCCUCAUUUACCUUCAGAUCUCCAUUUGCCUGAACUUGCACAGGACUAUAUGACUCUGCUAUUUGCUCUUGACACAAUUCAGUCAGGUGCUGCCCGUUCUCCCAGCUUCAGUAGCCUGGGCCCAGAUGGUUUGCCAUAUGAGAUCCUCCACCUCGUUUUCACUCAUCCCAUGUGUGGCAAUAUCGUUUCCCAGAUAUAUAACGAUUCCUUGUCAAAGGGAAUCUUUUCUCUUUCUUGGCAGUCCACUUGUGUCUGCUUGUUGCCAAAAAAAGACGAUCUCAGUUCUCUGAAGAACUAG
Phycomyces blakesleeanus NRRL 1555(-) is the source of this 657-nucleotide messenger RNA. RefSeq lists its product as hypothetical. The transcript has 2 exons. The record is from RefSeq and is a predicted model, not a curated record. NCBI's taxonomy places the organism in Eukaryota, Fungi, Mucoromycota, Mucoromycetes, Mucorales, Phycomycetaceae. Bases 1 to 657 code for a protein of 218 amino acids.